AUGUUGGCUGCUCGCCUCAUCAUCAUCAUCGUGGUGAUUAUCAUCAACAGCGUACUCAUUGCAAUGAACGACAACUUCAUCAUGAUACUUUUGUGCCACCAACAACAGAUCAACCGCAAGUCCAAACCCCAAAACAUGCAAUUCUUUGUGAUCGCAUUGGCCCUCGUUGGCUUCGUGGCUGCCGAUGUUAGUCAUCUGCUGCUUAAUCAAAAUGCUGGCUACAGCUACAGCGCCUCAUCUUCCUCAUCCUCCUUAGCUUCGGCAGCUCUACCUGGCGGCGACUCCAGCAGCUAUCAGCCUGAGGACUUGAUUCCCCAGCACCUAAAAGCAUCGCACGUCGGGACUGUUUCAGCUGAGAUUGUGCCUGGCGGAGAUUCUAGCAGCUAUCAGCCUGUUCAUCUGAUUCCUCAGCAACUUCAGACUGAAACUGAGGUCAUUCCCGGUGGAGAUUCCAGCAGCUAUCAGCCUGCUCAUCUGAUUCCUCAGCAACUGCAGUCGGAAGUUGGCUCAGCUGAAGUUAUUCCCGGUGGAGAUUCCAGCAGCUAUCAGCCUGCUCAUCUGAUUCCUCAGCAAUUGCAGUCGGAAGCUGCUUCAGCUGAAGUUAUUCCCGGUGGAGAUUCCAGCAGCUAUCAACCUGCUCAGGUGAUCGAGCAGCAGUCAUUUAAUCUGGGCGCUGAUACACAGACUCCCGAGCAGUUCAUUCCCGAGGCUGAUCGCAUUGCACAUGCUCAGUAUGUGCAGGAACAGGAGCAGCAGCAAGCACAGGUUGUUGUGCCUGGUGGCGAUUCCAGCAGCUAUCAACCUGCUCAUCUGAUUCCUCAACAACUGCAGACAGAAACUGAGGUCAUUCCUGGUGCAGAUUCUAGCAGCUAUCAGCCCGCUGAUUUGAUUCCCCAUCACUUGAAGGCUUCCCAUGGCACCUACAAUAUUGGAGCUGACACUCAGACUCCCGAGAAGUUCAUUCCUGAAGCGGAUCGCGUUGCUCACUACGCCUACACGCAAUCGCAGACGCUGACGCAAUCGCAGCCGGCUGUGCCAUCGCAGGAACUCCAAGCAGCUCAGGUGGAGACUGCUUCGUAUAAUCUGGGCGCUGAUACCCAAACUCCCGAGCAAUUCAUACCCGAAGCCGAUCGCAUUACGCACGCCAACUAUGUGGAGCAGGAGCAAUCUCAGUCGCCGGUUGUCUACCAGGAACCCGUGUCCAAUGGCAUCGAGGAGUUCAAUGCCGAGACGCAUGUGCCCGUUAUCAUUGGUGCCGACACAAUUACACCCGCCCACCUGCUGCCCAAGUACUCAGCUGGUGCCUCUUCCUCCUCCUCCUCCUCGUCGAGUGCAUCAUCUGCUGAUACGCAGUACGGAUCGAAUGGCGGUUAUAUUUAUUAA
Molecule: messenger RNA, 1383 nt
Organism: Drosophila nasuta
Lineage: Eukaryota; Metazoa; Arthropoda; Insecta; Diptera; Drosophilidae
Exons: 3
Coding region: 1-1383 (460 amino acids)
Source: RefSeq, a predicted model, not a curated record